Molecule: messenger RNA, 1917 nt
Organism: Neogale vison (American mink)
Lineage: Eukaryota; Metazoa; Chordata; Mammalia; Carnivora; Mustelidae
Gene: XRCC3
Product: X-ray repair cross complementing 3
Exons: 7
Coding region: 262-1311 (349 amino acids)
Biological process (GO): telomere maintenance via recombination; resolution of mitotic recombination intermediates; t-circle formation
Cellular component (GO): Rad51C-XRCC3 complex; replication fork
Molecular function (GO): ATP binding; four-way junction DNA binding; ATP-dependent DNA damage sensor activity
Source: RefSeq, a predicted model, not a curated record
CUUUAACCCACUGGGCCCCCAGGCGCCCCUGGAAUUCCUGGUUUCUAAGUUACCAAGUGGUUGCUCGAACAAACGCUUUGCCUUAGACUUCCCUCGGUGGUUCUGCUGCGACAGUGACGGGGAGCCCGCCUCACGGAGGACCGCGCACCCAGGCCACCCUCACCCCACUGUGCUCGGCUUCUGGGCACUUUGCGGUGACCGCGAGCACGUUGGAAUUCGUGUCCCUGGGAAGUUACACACCUUUGUGGUCAAGCUCUUGAGAUGGAUUUGGAUCAACUGGACCUGAACCCCAGAAUCAUCGCCGCGGUCAAGAAAGCCAAACUGAAGUCGGCGAAGGAGGUUUUGCAUUAUUCCGGACCAGACUUGCAGAGACUGACCAGCCUGUCCAGCCUCGACGUGCAGCAGCUGCUGAGAACGGCCUCCUCACGCCUGCGCGGCCGCGGUGUCACCACAGCGCGGCAUCUGUACCAGCAGACCCAGAGCUGUCCUGCACGGUCCCGGCGCCUGAGCCUGGGCUGCCCCGUGCUCGACGGGCUUCUCCGCGGCGGCCUGCCCUCCGACGGCCUCACCGAGCUGGCCGGCCCCAGCUCCGCCGGGAAGACCCAGCUGGCCCUGCAGCUCUGCCUGACCGUGCAGUUCCCGCGGCGGCACGGGGGCCUGGAGUCCGGGGCCGUGUACAUCUGCACGGAGGACGUCUUCCCCGACCUGCGUCUGCAGCAGCUCAUCGCUCAGCAGCGGCGCCUGCGGACGGACGUCCCGGGAGACGUGGUCGACAGGAUGAAAUUUGGCGACCAGAUCUUCAUCGAGCACGUGGCCGACGUGGACGCCCUGCUGGAGUGUGUGAGGAAGAAGGUGCCUGUGCUGCUGUCUCGGGGGAUGGCCCGUUUGGUGGUCAUCGACUCCGUGGCAGCCCCGUUCCGCUGUGAGUUUGACAGCGCGGCCUCGGUCCCCAGGGCCAGGCGUCUGCAGGCACUGGGCGGGGCCCUGCGCUGGCUGAGCUGCACCUUCCGGAGCCCGGUGCUCUGCAUCAACCAGGUGACAGAAGCCACAGAGGAGCAGGGCGCGGCCCCCGGGCCACAGAGCCCCUGGGACGAGCGCGUCUCCCCGGCUCUUGGAAUGACCUGGUCCCAACAGCUCCUGAUGCGGCUGAUGGCAAGCCGACAUCGGCCAGAGGAGGGGGGCGGCGCCACGCCUGGCCGCCCGGACCGCACCCUGAGGGUGAUCUUCGCCCCCCACCUGCCCCCCUCAUCCUGCUCCUACACAGUCAACGCAGAGGGAGUGCGAGGGACUCCGGGGACCGAGUCCUGCUGACACGGCGCCCAUGGAGUGCGUGGCCAGAUCAGUGGCGGGUGCUGGCCAAGCCCUCCCUGCUCUGCAGGCACAAGGGCCUGACGGGGACUCGGCACGCCCGUUGCUGGGUCACCGGGUCUGGGUGGGCGACCCCCACCACGGCAGGGAGGCAGUGCACACGGAGGAGCCACCGGCGAGGCCUCCCCACGGUGGGCCCUGGACCCCUUCGCCACAGCUCGCUCUGCGCCAGGCUCUGGCCUAGGUAGUAAGUCCUCCCCACCGGCCCUGGGGUGGUCUCAGGGUCACUGAGGCACAGAACACACAAGUGACUUGGCCAUCAUCCCGCCCGGGCUCGUGCCGGAAGACAGGCGCGCACCUGACCCAGUACUGGAGGUGGAGGCAGAAAUCCCUGGAACUGGGCAGACUCUGUUUGGACAUUUUCUAGAGCAGAAACACUCAUUUGUCAUUUCUAUCCCAUUUUUAAAAUAGUCUGUGGCCCUCCAAAGGUCAGGAAUGACUGGUGUAAAUAGGAGAAAGGCCUUCUGGGUUGCAGUUUUAUAAAAGAGCCUUUGUACAAGUGCGGGAACUUCACAGCAGGAAAUAAACCAUUUUAUUUUUGUAAUUAAA